CAUAAUCACCAGGAAAAAACAGAGAGAUCAGAAAUUUAAUUCACAGGCGAGAAAUUGGUUGGAAAAAUCAUAAAAAAUGUGUGCGUAGGACUUUUUGGAGGAGAUUUCUAUCUGCUCAGAGAGCACCACAAUCACUUAAUUUCUCAUUGAACCGACACUCGCAAACCAAACAAAAAAGCUAUUUUGGCGGUUCUGCAAAACUCUUUCCCCCAACUGAGACCGCAUUCAUUGCAAUUCAAAGUUCAAACCCCCCUCGAAAUCGCCACCAACUCCUACACGCAGAACACUCACUGGGACAGAGAUAUAUGGAGGAAGAGGGAAUUGGGUUGGUACUGGCUAGAGCCACAGAGCUUCGAUUCAAAAUCAGCAAUUGCAUCCACAAGGCUACCUCUACUCCAAGCCAUGGCCCUGAACAGGAAGAUGGAAAUAAACAAGGAGGAGAAGAAGGACAAGAAGAAGAAGAGGAGGAAGAAGAAGAAGAAGAAGAAGAAGAAAUGGAAAGGCUUUUGAACAUUUCCGAUGCCCUCCAAUCCCUCGAGACUCAGCUCUCUUCCUUGCAGACUUUGCAACAACAACAACGAUAUGAAAGAGAAGUGGCCCUUGCUGAGAUUGAAAAUAGCCGUAAGAUGUUACUUGAUAAGCUCAAGGAGUACAAAGGGAAGGAUUUGGAAGUAAUACAUGAAGCUUCUGCGUUUGCUUGUGAAACAGUAGAACACAACAAUGAUCUUCAGCUUCCUCCAUAUCCAAGCCGCCCUCCAAAGAACUCCCUUCACCUAGAGAAUGGCUACCUAACACAGUACCCUUCCACAUGUAAGCCUGUAAGAAAUGGAACAAUCACCAGUGAUCCAACAAAUGAAGCUAAGAAGAGUAUCAGCGAGUUAGAAAAAAGUCAAAAGCAAACUGGGACCCGGUCCCAAGGUUCUAGGAAAGGGUUGGGAAUUUUCAUUAGUGCAGCAAGCAAGACGGUGAUUACUCUUGUUGGUGUGGUAUCUGUGUUAAGCAUGUCUGGUUUUGGGCCUAAUUUUGCGAAAAAAGAUGACAUUUUCAAAGUUUUGGGCCUGUCUCGGCAACCAGCAGCUGACGAAAGGAGGUCUGGUACUCAAUGCCCGCCUGGAAAAGUCCUAGUAGUCGAAAAUGGGGAAGUUCGGUGUCUUGUUAAAGAAAGAGUUGAAGUACCAUUCUCAUCGGUGGUUGCAAAACCGGAUGUAAACUACGGGUGUGGCUAUGACAUGUGCUUUGGAAGAUGCAAAAUGCAAGAUCACAUUCUUGCACAACCUAAAUCCAGAUGGUUUGCUUGCAUUUAUAACUUACUUAAUAAUGCCAAUGUUUCAUUGGAUGUUUUCUCGCCAAAGACCAUGAACACUUUGGAAGGAAGAGGGUUCACAGAAGAGCAAGAAGCUCUGGUGGUGAAGUCAUGGACUGCAAUGAAGCCGAAUGCUGGGGAACUGGGUCUCAAGUUCUUCUUGAAGAUAUUUGAGAUUGCUCCAUCAGCUCAGAAGCUGUUCUCAUUCUUGAAAGACUCAGAUGUUCCCGUGGAACGAAACCCAAAGCUCAAGUCCCAUGCCAAGAUUGUCUUUCUCAUGACUUGUGAAUCGGCAGUGCAACUUCGGAAAGCUGGCAAAGUUACUCUGAGAGAGUCAAGCUUGAAAAAAAUGGGCUCCGUCCACUUCGAACAUGGGGUGGUCGAUGAACACUUUGAGGUUACAAAGUUUGCGCUGCUCGAAACUAUAAAGGAAGCAGUACCCGAAAUGUGGUCUCCGGAGACGAAGAAUGCGUGGGGAGAAGCUUAUGAUCAGUUGGUUGCUGCUAUCAAAUCUGAGAUGAAGCCUUCCUCUUAAAUAAGCUUAUUAUAUAUGCGCGCGUACGUGCCAUUGAUCGCGCGAUCGAGCAUGUGUAUUGGGGACAUUGUAUGCUAUUAUAAUUUAAGGACAUCAAGUACUACAAGUUCACACUUAUGCAAUGAAGAUUUACAUGU
This is a messenger RNA of Juglans microcarpa x Juglans regia, 1975 nucleotides long. RefSeq names its product plastid division protein PDV2-like. Gene Ontology annotation, molecular function: oxygen binding; heme binding. The transcript has 7 exons. The record is from RefSeq and is a predicted model, not a curated record. Gene Ontology annotation, biological process: chloroplast fission. Lineage: Eukaryota; Viridiplantae; Streptophyta; Magnoliopsida; Fagales; Juglandaceae. The coding region runs from base 306 to 1838 and encodes 510 amino acids.